AUGCAGGUUCAGGGCUCCAGGCUGCUGACACCUGAAACAUCACAACAGAUCAAUCAGUCUGAUUGGUUCUGGUCAGCAGCAGUAUUCCUGAACAGGAUCCGGGUCGUCAUACAGAGUCUGGAGGUCCAUCUGGAGGUCCAUCUGGAGGUCCAUCUGGAGGUCCAACUGGAGGUCCAUCUAGAGGUCCAAUUGGAGGUCCAACUGGAGGUCCAUCUAGAGGUCCAUCUGGAGGUCCAUCUAGAGGUCCAUCUGGAGGUCCAAUUGGAGGUCCAUCUGGAGGUCCAACUGGAGGUCCAAUUGGAGGUCCAACUGGAGGUCCAUCUAGAGGUCCAUCUGGAGGUCCAUCUAGAGGUCCAUCUGGAGGUCCAUCUGGAGGUCCAUCUGGAGGUCCAACUGUGCAGUGACCAAACCUCUCGUUAGACCAGACUAAGUUCUGCUGAGGAGAACUGGGCC
Dicentrarchus labrax (European seabass) is the source of this 453-nucleotide messenger RNA. Its product is annotated as bromodomain-containing protein DDB_G0271118-like. The transcript has 3 exons. The record is from RefSeq and is a predicted model, not a curated record. Lineage: Eukaryota; Metazoa; Chordata; Actinopteri; Moronidae. Bases 1 to 420 code for a protein of 139 amino acids.